AUGCAGAAUUUUAAGGCUCUUUUUCUCCAACACACGUCACUGACAAGGAAUCAUUUGACCCCUGAAAUUCUUCUACGUCUGGUGACCCCGAGUUGUCCUUUGUGGAGGUCAAAGGACAGUCCGUUUGAGGACCCCUUCUGGGCGUUCUACUGGCCGGGAGGUCAAGCUACUGCCAGAUACAUUCUGGACAACCCUCUGAUAAUUAAAGACCGUCGCGUAUUAGACGUCGGCAGCGGAUGUGGCGCCACGGCGAUAGCGGCGGCGCUCAGAGGAACUAAACGAGUCCUAGCGAAUGAUAUAGACCCGGUCGCUGUUAUGGCCAUCAAAAUGAACGCCGAAUUAAACAACGUUGAAGUACAAACAGACACAAACAACUACAUUGGAACUAAUUGUGAAGAAUUUGAUACAAUUUUAAUAGGAGACAUGUUUUACGACGAAGAUUUCGGCAAUAUGUUGUUCACGUGGCUAAGAGAACUCGCGAGCAAGGAUAAAAUGAUUUUAGUAGGCGACCCGGGGAGACACGGAUUAACUAAAAAAAGAUUAUCUCAAAUGACCUUACUAGCUCAAUACAAAAUGUCGGCCGAGAAUUGUGAAGAAAACAAUGGAUUCACUCACACGAGUUUGUGGAGGAUUAAUAAAUAA
Messenger RNA from Danaus chrysippus (African queen), 642 nucleotides. The record is from the annotation of a GenBank genome assembly. NCBI's taxonomy places the organism in Eukaryota, Metazoa, Arthropoda, Insecta, Lepidoptera, Nymphalidae.